AUGUCCAAAGUCCAGUCUAAAGCCAAGUCCAGAGCCAAGACCAAGGCCAAGUCCAAAGCCAAGUCAAAAUCGAUAUCCAAAGCUAAGUACAGAGCCAAGUUCAAGCCCAAGUACAAAGCCAAGUCCAGACCCAAGUUCAAGCCCAAGUCCAACGCCAAGUUCAAAGCCAUGUCCAAAGUCAAGUCCAAAGCCAAGUUCAAAGCCCAAGUUCAAAGCCAAGUCAAAAGCCAAGUCAUGAGCCAAGUCAUGAGCCAAGUCCUCAGCCAAUUUAAAAUCGAUGUAAAAGGCCACGUCCGAAGCCGAGUCCAAACCAAAUUCCAAGAUAAAUCUUAA
Messenger RNA from Aedes aegypti (yellow fever mosquito), 333 nucleotides. Its product is annotated as testis-specific H1 histone-like. NCBI's taxonomy places the organism in Eukaryota, Metazoa, Arthropoda, Insecta, Diptera, Culicidae. The transcript has a single exon. The coding region runs from base 1 to 333 and encodes 110 amino acids. The record is from RefSeq and is a predicted model, not a curated record.